CACGUGAUUUGUAACUUUACUAUAAUAUUUUACGGUUAAAAGAAGUGAUAAUUUUUGUUUUUUUUGUAUAAAAAGCUUGACCUCCGAACGCUGAAGCAUGAAGACCAGAAGAAGUCUGCAGAUAAAAGAAUCUGUAAAGGAAUUGAUAUCUGAAAAUGAACCCAUUAUCAGUAGCCAGAAGACGUCACGCAAUUCUAAGUCACAAAGUCCGGCCAGGUCUCGGAAAUCGGCGACUCCUGCAACACCGAAGAGUCAAAAGAAAAGUCAAACAAAAGCAAAGAGUCCUGGAAGAGCUAAAAGUCCUUCUAGAAAUUCAAGUGUAGGUACAUCCGAAAGUCCUGCGCGGUCUAAAAGCCCUGUCAGAUCCAAAAGCCCAGCCCGAUCCAAAAGUCCAGCCAGAACUAAAGGCUCAUCAAAAUCUAAAAGUCCUCCUAAAGCUAAAAGUCCGUCGAGAGCUAAGAGCCCAUCAAGAGAAGAUUUGAAAUCGAAGAAAAAGAGUAGCCCGGUUGUAUCAAAAACAAGAGGGACUAGUCCAGCACGAUCAACAAGUCCAUCUAGAAGUGAAAGUCCCGCACGGUCUGGCAAAAGAGAUAAAAAGCAAACUGGAUUAUCCAACAAUAUGAGUCAAGCAAAGUUGUCUCCUGAAAUCUCAAAGCAAAUGCGCAAAGUCAAGCCAGCUAUAAUUGAAACUGCUAGCAAAGUGGUCAAAAGAACGAUAGAAAAAACUACAGUCAUUGAGGAGAAGUUUGAGAAAGCUAUAAUAGAUGCUAAAUCCGACAAGAAGAAGCAGGCCAAAAUUGCUGCCAAGAAGACGUUGAGCUUCCUGUGGAAAAUAGUAGUAUUCCUGACAACAGCCGCAUUCCUCAAUUCCGUUGGGUUUUACGCUCAGUUGAUGUGCAACAAAGGAAAACUGGGAUGUCUCUUAAAUCGCUGGCCACAGCUACCCACAAAUGUUCUCACUGUGUUCAGUCUGGAUGCUUUCGUGAAGCUUGCUGGAUUCUUUUUUCUGCAAGCACUUCUUGUAAUGUUACCAGUCGGAAAGUUCGUGAAGAGCGGCAGUCUAACAUACAGAGCGAAUGGGGUUUACUGUUUCUUCAUCAACAUUCUCCUUUUCGCCAUCUGCGUCUAUUUUGAAGCCCCAGUGACACAGCUGUACACGCAGCAAACGCAGCUGCUGUCUUCCUCCUCAAUCUUCUGCUUCGUGUUCAUGUUCCAAUUGUACUGUCUGUCACUGUGUAUAAAGACAGGAGUACACAGUUUGGAAGGACUGUUCUACGGCAAUGAAGAUCAUCCCCGUUUGAGAAGUUUUGACUUCAAGACUUUCUUUGUACUGAAAGCAGGAAACUAUCUGGCGGCUUUGAUGACACUGUCCUAUGUGUAUGUGGACUAUGAGGCGAAGAAGGGUGAGUCAGUGAAUGUGGCUCUUCUGCUGGCGUGCGGAAUGCAACUAUCCUACUACCUACUCAUCCAAGUGCUGGAGGCAGACUUCGAAGUGUGUUCGAUGUUGGUGAGAAAUGACAGACUGUCGUAUGGGAAACUGUUCCACCACCUCGUCAUGGCUCCUUUCCUGUUCACACUGCCCGCCAGAUUCCUGCUGGAACACGAGACGGAGAUCCAGAUGCCUCUCCUAUGUGCAAUCGGAUGUCUAGUCCCAUUCUUGAUUGGAGCAGUAGUGUUCUACCAGUCGAACCACAUGAAGGCUCUGUUCAAAAAGGACCCCAAUGCGCCCAACACUUCCCACCUGCUGAGCAUCACGAGUGGAAGGGGAGAGAGGGAGGUGAAGCUGAUCUGCAGUGGGUUGUUCGCUCUGGUCAGACACCCCAACUACCUCGCAGAUCUCCUCAUGCACUUCUCAAUCGCCCUCCUCACGGGUCACGCCUCUGCGAUUGCCUACUUGCCGUUUGUGUAUCUCCUCGCCUACAGUGUCUGCAGGAUCUUCAGGAUGGAGUCGGAACUCUCUAAGCGAAGCGUCUCUUCAUACAGUGCCUGGAGCCAAUACGCGAGACAGGUCAAAUCACGACUACUCCUCAAAGUAUUCUGAACAGGACUGACGUCUUUCAAAUGGAUACAGAAAUGCUUGUAAAGCAGAUUUUUAUGGAACUCAAGAAAACUUCAUGAUUAUCUUUAUUGGUCUACUUUAUUAGUUUCUUUCGAGCUAUUUUUGUACGAUGUCCGUCUUUCAUUUUACCUAAUUUCUUGAAUUUCAUCGUCAAAACUUGAUAUGGAGACUUAAAUGUGUUUUGGUUGUUAUGAUUUGGAGAGUGGCUGGAGAUAUAUUGCUUCUUUAUUUGUAAAACUAACACAUCCUUAACUUUUAGUUUUCACCUAUCAGUUUCUGUUUUUUAAAUGAUUAAUCUUUUAUAUGUGAUUGUUUACUGAAUUUUUCUCUUUGUUUUUGUGGUUACAUAAGUGAAAGUAGUGAUUUUUUAAUCUUGUCUUUGUAUAACGCGUAGAUCUAAUUCUCUCUAAUUUAUUUUCUGUUCGACACAUUGUUUAUCUCUAAUUCCUGUCAGGAUGGCAAGCUGAGUUGAACUAUAGGUGAACUCAUUUUUUGUAUGAUCAUUCCUUGUCUAUUUCGGUUUGCCGACCUUUAGAUAUUUCUGUAAGAAUGGAGCAUUCAAAUAGUAAAUUCAGUUUCUGUCAACGCGAUUCUCUGUCAAUUUCUUAUUUGCCGUAUCACUUAUCAGCUCAACCAUUAUCUUCGUAUACUUAGUGACCAAGUGCAUAUUAUUUUGAAAUAACCCCAACUCUACUCAAAAAUGAUUCUUUCACUAGUGCAGUUCGUUAUAUUUGUUCACUCUAAUGGCUUUAGACUUCCUAGGUUAGAGUUUGUGACAAUUAGGUCAGAAAAGCGAGUGUAAAGUUAGAGUUUGUCUAUUAGAAAGUGAAAAUAAAUGCUUAGCGUGUCUCUGCGAA
This is a messenger RNA of Symsagittifera roscoffensis, 2916 nucleotides long. RefSeq names its product delta(14)-sterol reductase TM7SF2-like. The coding region runs from base 98 to 2041 and encodes 647 amino acids. The transcript is spliced from 10 exons. Gene Ontology annotation, molecular function: Delta14-sterol reductase activity. Gene Ontology annotation, cellular component: nuclear inner membrane; endoplasmic reticulum membrane. Gene Ontology annotation, biological process: cholesterol biosynthetic process. The record is from RefSeq and is a predicted model, not a curated record. NCBI's taxonomy places the organism in Eukaryota, Metazoa, Xenacoelomorpha, Acoela, Convolutidae.